UGCUACGCGGGGCCGCCGCUCGUAUGUACAAGCAAACGCGAGUGCGAAAGAGAGGCAAAAUACGCAUCAGGCGCUCGCGCGCGUGUUAGAUAAAGACAGCGCGAGCGAGAGCUACGGCCGAGAGAGUGGAGAGUCUGGCAGUAGAAAGAGAGAGAGAAAGAGAAAAAAUGCGACGAUCGUCUGUAGCGAGGAUGCUCAUUGCGUAUUGUUCUGGGCAGUGAUUCGAGGCUUGCGAAAGAGUGACUUUACGUUAACAUAGUCGAAUUUGAAAUAUUCAAUGAAUUAACUGACACACGACGAGAUAGUAUAUAGAUAUAUAGCACCGUCAGUCAGUACUCAGUGUCUCUUUUCAGGUAUAACGUUCAGUCAAGUCUCACACACAGGCUCUCUCCUCUCCCUCUUCUGAUGUACGUGCGAAGACGUCGUCGUUCGAGGUGCCCCGAGGAAGAAGUUGCCGCGGUCAGACUGAUGCACCGUUCACUCUGGAGAAAUUCGUCAUCGUCGAGAGGCAGUCUCUGACGAAGUGCCUUAGAGAACCUGAUGCGCUUUUCGAGCCGAGCCGUUUAUUUUCGUCCUCGUCCAGCCGCUCAACAGCACUCUUGUUUACCUGCUAAGGCUUCCAAGAGAGCAUGUCAGAGUGGCUGGAUGGCCCUGACACACCACUCUUGCAACAAGGAGACCAGCCAUCACGAAAAUGCUGGUUUUUUUUUGGCCUUCCUGCAAUUUACCAGUGGUACUUCUUCUACACCAAGCAGCAAUGAGGAAACAUCUGUGUGUCUGGAACAAUGUAGGAUCAGCACGAAUAGACAAGAAUUUUGAGCUAGACUUGACCUGUUCUGCCAACUUGUUAUGAAUUCGCUAACUUUUGUAGGGAAUCAAUGGAGCUGCACUGAUAAAAAGAACUGUGUUGGAUUAUCUGCCUUGACAAGUUUCAUAAUGUUUGGAAUGCCAGCCUCAAAAUUAAAAAUAUAGAAACAUAAAGUAUGGGGCAUAUCUUUUGAUAUAUUGCUACACUUGUGUCAGUGAACACACAAUAUUGUGUACAGUUUCAACUUGAUUCACUCUUCCAAUAUAGAGUGGAUAAUGCUGUUUCAUAAAACAGCCUUUUACUGUACAUGUGGUGCAAUACUUGAUUUUGUCAGUCUCUAAAAUAACAGCUUAAAAUUUUUUAGAAAUAAUCACUUACCUAACCAUCAAGCAACGAGGUCAAUGCAUACAUUUCAUCGAAAAAGCUGUAUAAACAAUUUUUUUACAUUUCUCACUUUGACAUUUAGUUGCUCUUCUCACGGCUCUCAAAUUCAAUACAUAUCAACUAUGUUAGCUUAUGAAAAAGAGCAUGCGCUAUAAAUAGAUUUCUUAAUUAGUCUUCAUGAUGCAUACCAAUUUAUUUUUAAGCAUAUAGAGCUCAUAAAUGUAAUGAAUUUUGUAACAGUUUUGAUUCUUUUUACUCUUGUAUUCAUCUGUGUUGCUGAAUAGUUCAGUAAUAUUUGGAUUAUGAUUUUUCAGAUUAUUCAAUCAUCAACGAUGGUGGAAAACGAUAAAGAAUAUGUGUUGCAGUGGCCUGGCCAUGCAGCUUAUGUUUCUGAAAGAUUCAGUGGACUUUUAGCAAGGCAAACUUUAGUUGACAUCACACUCAUAUGUGAAGAACAAAAAUUACGAGUUCAUAAGCUUGUACUUGCUUCUUGCAGUCUUUACUUUGAGGAAAUGUUAGCAGAAGACCUUGGUCCAGAACCAAUUGUAUUUCUUAGAGACCUAGACUUUAGCAUUUUGAAAGCCAUGAUAGAGUUUAUGUAUUGUGGUGAAACUACUGUAUCUCACAUCCAUUUGCCAUCACUAUUAACUGCUGCUAGAUUGUUUAAGGUGAAAGAAUUAGAAUCUCUUGUAGAAAAAAUGUUGGGUUUACAAGCUCAAGACCACAAUGACAAUGAGGAGUAUCCAUCAAAGGAUGUCAGUGGAACAGGAUUCGUCAACGGUUUGAUGAGCAAUGAAGAUACCGGCAUUCGCGUGAGUUUCAGUAAUAAGCACGUGAACAAAGACCAGGACACCACGGACGCCUCGGAUUGCAGCGAAUCUGAGUGCGAAAGAAAUUAUCUCGACGAUAAUACGUUGGACAAUCCGAAUGGCGGUUGCCUUUAUAACGAGUCAUGCAGUAUUAUAAAAAGUAAAAACUGCUCGACCAUACACCGAAACGGUGAGGUAGCAAAGGAAAGACAAAACUCUGUUUAUUGGCCGGAGUCGGCGGAGUCGGCAAGUGAUAGUUCAUCGACACUUGACUCGGGAAAUUGCAAGAAAGUCAGGGAUGCAGCCUUAUACGAGAGGUUGUGCGACUUCGUAGGUAACGGCUGUGCGAAAAGCAACGACCGACCUUCAUUCGAAGUGAUGGAGAACGAGGUCAACAGGGUAGGCCAAUGUUCGAAAGUGUACACGCACAAGAAACGCAAGGUCAACGGUGAUAGUACAACGGAAAGGUUUCCACAUCUUGAGAAGAAUCUGCCUCAACCGUUGGCUUCGAAUCGCAUAGACUUAGCAGAUGAGUCCUCGAACGACGAGACUCCGGUCACUCUGCAAACGAAUUUAGACGGCGAGGGCUGCCUGUUGAGUUUCAAUAGCAUACAAUCGAUUGUAGGCUGUUCGUUGACCGAUUUCUGUCCAUCGAGCUCGUUUGAUGAGCUUCUCAAUACUAGAACGACAGAUGUAGAUGAGAAAGAUAGUGCAGCGGAUGACGCCGAAGGCGAAGAGGAGGAAGACAAACCGCCCGUACUAAGGAGAAGCGUACGUUUAAAGCAAGAACCUGAGGAGGAAACGUUCUCGAGGAGAAGUAGACUAAGGUCGAAGCUGAGGGAUGAUAAGAAAAAUCAAAAGACGAAAAUGAAGUUGUUUCCACGCAAAAAGAGCAAACCUAAAGAAUUAGAGCGAAGAGUUCCUAACGUUAAAGUGAUCAUGACAACAGGAUCCACAAGGAAAAGCCAUUCGAAGACAUUACGCAAGCAGUCGUCGAAAAUCGCGGGAAAAUGUAAUAGCACAAAAAACGCAAAUCAUCUGCCGAAGAGCGAGAAAGAGGUCGGCAGCAGCACCGCCAAGCCAAGGACAAUGGAUAAACCAACAACUGAGUCUACGGAGAAAGCUGAACUAGCUGCCGAGAAUAAUAAUCAUCACGCAAGUGAAUCUGUGAAGCCCAACACGACAGCAUCGGUAAAUCGAGCUCUGUGGGGCGAUAUGUCCGACGUGGCCGAAGACGGCGAAAUCAGUCAAGAGUUCCUAGAGUAUUCGGCCAGUGCAGAAAUACCAUUCGCCGUGGGAUUACUGCCACUUCGAGCUGCUUUGGAGAGAAUGCAAGCGACGCUCGAUCACCAGCCAAGAAAAACGCGCUCGUCGGUGGCGUCGACGAAACAGGAGCCGAACGGUCUCAAACGGAAAGCAACGAUCCAAGAAGUGGCGUCUUCUAGUGCCAAGAAGCAAACGAUAAGUGAGAGCGAAGCCGAUGAGAACGCUAGUGCAGUCUGCCAUAUACAGAUAAGGACGUCGUCGCAAUGCUCAAAGCCGAGGAAACGAUCUCUUUCCGAUGGCGCUACAGCUGGUUUGGAACAGACUGCUGUGAGCGGCAGGCAGUAGCUCUCUAUUGAGAAUCAGUGCACCGACAGUUUAGAUUGAUUUAUAUAUUGUACAUUACGUGAGGAUUGAUUUUUAUAAAAUUAACUUGUAGUACGUGUAAUCGUGUAUAUGAGGAGUUGUUAAUUUUUAAAAAAUCGAAGUUAAUAGCAGCAUGGAGGUUAACAGUGUGAUUCAUUUUUUUAUUGUAAAUGUAAUAUUAAAAAAGAAUAUUAUUAUUCGAUUGAUGGCGAAAUGUGAGUGAUAGGUUAUUACUUUUUAACUUGACAUUUCUUUUUUCCAAACGUAUCAUUUGUUUUUAUUAUGAGAAUUAAAUAUCGCAUUAAUAUGUUAUGUAUUAUCAAAAAAUGUUUCAUGAGAAUGUUGACGUAAGCAAUAUUUGAACAUUUUCAUAAUAAAAAUCAAUAUUUAUGCGAUCGUACUUAGCGUUUUUCUAAUCUGUUCAUACUUGAGACACUGAAAAUAUUGUAAUAUAGUUACUACAUAAUUUUAUAAUCAGUAUUAAAACUUCGUGAUAGUGCUAAGAUGAAUUUUUUUCAAUAUAUCAAACCCACUAAUUUGAAAGAAAAAAACUUAUCGAAUACAACUUUAAACAUAGAUACACAUGCUGUCAGUCGUUUUGUAAAACUUAAAAUAGAAACUGCAUAAAUAAACGAAAUAGUGCCUACUUUGAAAAAAGGUGAAGGCGAUUAUAUGUUUCCAAUUUUAAUCUACUAGCAGCAAUUUUGAAGUUUGGAGGAAUGCUUGUUUCAACAUCUAGUACCUAAAAUCUGUUCUACUUAGACUGUAAGAGAAAAAAAGUUUUCUGAAUCAAAUGUCUGGUUUAUCUACUAUAGAGCAUGUAAGUUCAACCACACUAUUUAUUAACUUCGUUUUACGAGUUUUGCAUAAAUACUUGUUGUCUCACGUUACAAAUGGAUCCGAAAUUAAAAAAUCAGCUAAUUAAAGAUCCUAUAAAAAUAUAAUGAGUUAAAAAUAGAACUACGAAUUACACACUACUUAAAAUAUAAGCGAUUGCCGAAUGAAAAUAAAUCACACACGAAUUAUUUAUGUUGAUUUAUCUGAUCUAAUAAUUAUUGAAUGGUUCAUUCAUGAUUUUCAUUUGGUCAAUUGCUGUAAUUUCGUAGACAAAUAAAAAUGUCUGUGUUAGCUUUUCUUUCAACAUUGUAAAACACAACAGUUUUAUUUUGGUUUUUAUAUGGAGCACAGUAAGGAAUGAAAAAAGAAACUUGUUAACUUUAGUCGAGACUUGAGAUUGUUUGAGAUCAAUCCCGCUAAAAAUGAUAUAUAUUUGGUCCUAUAUUGUGAUUAUUAUAUCAAGGAAGUUUGUACAAUGUAACAUAAUUUCCCAGUGGCUAUGUAAUCGUUUAGUACUAAUUGAAAGGAAUUUUCGCUUCGAUAUAAAUUUUUGUUAUAUUGUAUAUUUGUAUACAGCAAUCAUCUAAUUUCUCAAAUCACAUUGUACAUUUAAUCCAGAUUAAGGUGUUUAGUUAAAUUUAAGUGAAAGUAAGCAAGCUAUUGUUUGGCGCUUCUGUAUAAAAAAAGAGAAUAGGAUUGUUCUAUAUGAUUGUCACUUAAUUAUAUUAUUUCUAUUUUAUUAUUUUAUUAAUAUUGUCGUUAUCGAAGUUGUCAUCAUCACAAUAUACAGACGUACAAGAAAU
This is a messenger RNA of Phymastichus coffea, 5270 nucleotides long. RefSeq lists its product as uncharacterized. The transcript is spliced from 4 exons. Gene Ontology annotation, cellular component: nucleus. The record is from RefSeq and is a predicted model, not a curated record. Gene Ontology annotation, molecular function: protein binding. Gene Ontology annotation, biological process: regulation of transcription by RNA polymerase II. NCBI's taxonomy places the organism in Eukaryota, Metazoa, Arthropoda, Insecta, Hymenoptera, Eulophidae. The coding region runs from base 1495 to 3612 and encodes 705 amino acids.